UGAUUGGGAAAGCCGAAGAAAAGCGCGCGCGUGUGGUGAAGGCCGCUGCUAUCGCGUCAUCGUUUAAACGCGGCUAUCAACAGCACACUCACCUCGCUCCACCUGGAUGAUUUCAAUCCUCUCUCUUCCUGUCACCAACUUCGCCAUCGCCGUCGCAGCCUCCAGGACCAAAGUACUUAGGCAUCGCUAACAUGCCUUCAUCAGAUCCUAAUACGACGAACCAUGAGUCUACUCCGGCGCAGACUUGGGUCCCUCUAAGACUCACUGCCGAGCAAGUUGCCCAAGACCCAUCUCCGGCGUCCGAAGCUGCUCUAGAUGAAGCCCAACUCGCACAACAAUCACACAACCAAACCGUCCUAGAUAAGAUCUUUGAGAAUCUCGCUUCCGGCUCGACCUCUACCUUCCUCGCCCACAUCGAACAAGUCGAAGAAAUCGUCUACUCAGGAACCGCUGAUCAACGCACCCUCAACAGCGUCAGGGUCGUAGAGCGACUCAUUCGCGCCGAAGAGACGGCUAUCAGCCAGAUCGGGGCCGUGGAGCAACUCCUCCGCGCCAAUGAGGCCACUAUUCGCGCCAACGAGACCACUCUCCAGAGGGUCGAAGCCAAGUUCAACAUGCAGACACUCAGCGGGCUCGCAAAGAUGGUGGACCCGAAGAUCGACGCCACUCCCGAUAGCGAUCUCACAUUCGAGGAUUUGGAGCUAUUCCAGGUCCUUGCAACUAAGAUGCGCAAGAAGCUGUUCGCCGCGAAGUUUGCCUCAGCAGGAGUACCGGAGGACGACGACGCCGAGGCGGCCAAUGUACAACUGCAGCAUGAACGCCUGCAGCAUGAUCUGAAGCUUGCGAUGCCGUGCAGCCUCCAGGAUGGCCAGAAGUCCUCUCGAAGCACGUCCGACAUCGCUACGCUCCUCCGCGGCGGCCAAAUAUCUACCCGCAGCACACCAAGCAUGACGAAACUUCUCACAAAACUGCUGUCGAACCAGGCCAAGGAGGCCAGUUUCCAGGAAGCGGUCGCCGCGAUCGAACCGAAGAUCAAAGAAGCGCCCGAGACGGUGACCAAGGAGGAGGCGAAUCUUCUGCAUAAGCUCGAAGUUCGCGCUUUUGGUCUCACGGAGAGGGGCGGCGUCACGGCGAGGGCGAUGAGCCUGGCGAGGAAGAACGAGGCUGCCGCCAAGAUGGGUGCUGCGGGAAGCUCGAACAACGCGUCGGACGACGAACAUGAGGAGCAUGUCACCAUGAAGUGCUAGGGGUUGAGGCCUGUGGGCGCCAACUUUCUAUCACAAUGACUAGUCACUUGUUUGGCCCGGACUGAGCUUGGUGUCUAUACUCUGCCCAUGACGUGAUGCUGGUUAACACUCUACAAUAAUAGGUCAUAAGUUUGGGUACCCGGAUAUGCCACUGUAUGGGUUCCGCUCUUGAUCGCUCGAUACCACCGCGAGGAGUAACCCAACUAGUACGAAGCUGGCCAGUCAAAAGGUAGUCUGAUAGUUGUUGUGGUAACCUUAACAUCGUGUUUAGGGGUUAAAAAGUCUACAAGCUCAACAUUACACUGCAACGGCUUCUCUCUUGCCCGUUGGACAACACCGUGAG
This is a messenger RNA of Mytilinidion resinicola, 1590 nucleotides long. RefSeq lists its product as uncharacterized. The transcript is spliced from 3 exons. The coding region runs from base 192 to 1247 and encodes 351 amino acids. NCBI's taxonomy places the organism in Eukaryota, Fungi, Ascomycota, Dothideomycetes, Mytilinidiales, Mytilinidiaceae. The record is from RefSeq and is a predicted model, not a curated record.